AAAGUACAGAUGGAGAGAAUGGAGAUGGAGGGAAGGAGAGGUCAGGUGGAAACAAAGAAAAAGAUGAUAAGAUGUCAGGUGGAAACAGUAAGGAAGAGGAUCAGAGGUCAGGUGGAAACAGUAAAGAAGAGGAUAAGAAGUCAGGUGGAAACAGAGGAGAAGAUGAUAAGAUGUCAGGUGAAAAAAGUAAGGAAGAGGAUCGGAGGUCAGGUGGAAACAAUAGAGAGGAUGAUAACAGGUCCGGUGGAAACAGAGGAGAAGAAGGUGUUGAGAGGUCAGGUGGAAACAGAGAAAAAGAUGAUAAGAUGUCAGGUGGAAACAGUAAGGAAGAGGAUCAGAGGUCAGGUGGAAACAGUAAAGAAGAGGAUAAGAAGUCGGGUGGAAACAGAGGAGAAGAUGAUAACAGGUCUGGUGGAAACAGUAGUGAGGAUGAUGACAGGUCAGGUGGAAACAGAGGAGGAGAAGGUUAUAAGAGGUCAGGUGGAAACAGUGUAGAAGUUGAUACAAGGUCAGGUGGAAACAGUGUAGAAGAUGGUAAGAGGUCAGGUGGAAACAGUAGUGAGGAUGAUGACAGGUCAGGUGGAAACAGAGGAGGAGAAGGUUAUAAGAGGUCAGGUGGAAACAGUGUAGAAGUUGAUACAAGGUCAGGUGGAAACAGUGGAGAAAAUGGUAAGAGGUCAGGUGGAAACAGUAGUGAGGAUGAUGACAGGUCAGGUGGACACAGAAGAGGAGAUGGUGAUAAGAGGUCAGGUGGAAACAGUGAGGUAGAGGAUAAGAGGCCAGGUGGAAACAGCGGAGAAUAUAAUAAGAGGCCAGGUGGAAACAGUAAGGAAGAGGAUAAGAGGCCAGGUGGAAACAGUAAGGAAGAGGAUAAGAAGUCAGGUGGAAACAGAGGAGAAGAUGAUAAGAGGUCAGGUGGAAACAGAGGAGAAGUUGAUACAAGGUCAGGUGCAAACAGUAGUGAGGAUGAUGACAGGUCAGGUGGAAACAGUAGUGAGGAUGAUGACAGGUCCGGUGGACACAGAAGAGGAGAAGGUGAUAAGAGGUCAGGUGGAAACAGUGAGGAAGAGGAUAAGAGGCCAGGUGGAAACAGUAGGGAAAAGGAUAAGAGGUCAGGUGGAAACAGUGAUGAAGAGGAUAAGAGGCCAGGUGGAAACAGUAGGGAAAAGGAUAAGAGAUCAGGUGGAAACAGUGGAGAAGAUGGUAAGAGGUCAGGUGGAAACAGAGGAGGAGAAGGUUAUAAGAGGUCAGGUGGAAACAGUAAGGUAGAGGAUAAGAGGCCAGGUGGAAACAGUGGAGAAGAUGGUAAGAGGUCAGGUGGAAACAGUGUUGAAGUUGAUACAAGGUCAGGUGGAAACAGGUGUGAUGUCAGGUCCGGUGGACACAGAAGUGGAGAAGGUGAUAAGAGGUCAGGUGGAAAUAGAGGAGAAGAUGAUACAAGGUCAGAUGGAAACAGUAGUGAGGAUGAUGACAGGUCCAGUGGAAACAGAAGAGGAGAAGAUGAUAAGAGGUCAGGUGUAAACAGUGAGGAAAAGGAUAAGAGGUCAGGUGGAAACAGUGGAGAAGAUGGUAAGAGGUCAGGUGGAAACAGUGAGGAAGAGGAUAAGAGGCCAGGUGGAAACAGUAGGGAAGAGGAUAAGAAGUCAGGUGGAAACAGAGACGAAGAUGAGAAGAGGUUAGGUGGAAACAGUGUAGAAGUUGAUACAAGGUCAGGUGGAAACAGUAGUGAGGAUGAUGACAGGCCCGGUGGACACAGAAAAGGAGAAGGUGAUAAGAGGUCAGGUGGAAACAGUGAGGAAGAGGAUAAGAGGCCACGUGGAAACAGUGAGGAAAAGGAUAAGAGGUCAGGUGGAAACAGUAGUGAGGAUGAAAAUAGGUCUGGUGGAAACAUUGAAGAAGAAAAGAGGUCCGGUGGAAAUGGUAGAGAGGAUGAUAACAGGUCCGGUGGAAACAGAGGAGGAGAAGGUGUUGAGAGGUCAGGUGGAAACAGUAAAGAAGAGGAUCAGAGGUCAGGUGGAAACAGGGGAGAAAUGAUACAAGGUCAGGUGGAAACAGAGGAGGAAAAGGUUAUAAGAGGUCAGGUGGAAACAGUGUAGAAGUUGAUGACAGGUCCGGUGGACACAGAAGAGGAGAUGGUGAUAAGAGGUCAGGUGGAAACAGUAAGGUAGAAGAUAAGAGGCCAGGUGGAAACAGUGGAGAAGAUAAUAAGAGGUCAGGUGGAAACAGUGUAGAGGAUGAUACAAGGUCAGGUGGAAACAGUAGUGAGGAUGAUGACAGGUCCGGUGGAAACAUAAGAGGAGGAGGUAAGAGGUCAGGUGGAAACAGAGGAGGAGAAGGUUAUAAGAGGUCAGGUGGAAACAGUGUAGAAGUUGAUACAAGGUCAGGUGGAAACACGUGUGAUGACAGGUCCGGUGGACACAGAAGUGGAGAAGGUGAUAAGAGGUCAGGUGGAAACACUGAGGAAGAGGACAAGAGGCCAAGUGGAAACAGAGGAGAAGAUGAUACAAGGCCAGAUGGAAACAGUGAGAAAAAGGAUAAGAGGUCAGGUGGAAACAGUGUAGAAGAUGGUAAGAGGCCAGGUGGAAACAGUGAGGAAGAGGAUAAGAGGCCAGGUGGAAACAGUAGGGAAGAGGAUAAGAAGUCAGGUGGAAACAGAGAAGAAGAUGAUAAGAGGUUAGGUGGAAACAGUGUAGAGGAUGAUACAAGGUCAGGUGGAAACAGUAGUGAGGAUGAUGACAGGUCCGGUGGAAACAUAAGAGGAGGAGGUAAGAGGUCAGGUGGAAACAGAGGAGGAGAAGGUUAUAAGAGGUCAGGUGGAAACAGUGUAGAAGUUGAUACAAGGUCAGGUGGAAACACGUGUGAUGACAGGUCCGGUGGACACAGAAGUGGAGAAGGUGAUAAGAGGUCAGGUGGAAACACUGAGGAAGAGGACAAGAGGCCAAGUGGAAACAGAGGAGAAGAUGAUACAAGGCCAGAUGGAAACAGUGAGUAAAAGGAUAAGAGGUCAGGUGGAAACACUGAGGAAGAGGACAAGAGGCCAAGUGGAAACAGAGGAGAAGAUGAUACAAGGCCAGAUGGAAACAGUGAGAAAAAGGAUAAGAGGUCAGGUGGAAACAGUGGAGAAGAUGGUAAGAGGCCAGGUGGAAACAGUGAGGAAGAGGAUAAGAGGCCAGGUGGAAACAGUAGGGAAGAGGAUAAGAAGUCAGGUGGAAACAGAGAAGAAGAUGAUAAGAGGUUAGGUGGAAACAGUGUAGAGGAUGAUACAAGGUCAGGUGGAAACAGUAGUGAGGAUGAUGACAGGUCCGGUGGAAACAUAAGAGGAGGAGGUAAGAGGUCAGGUGGAAACAGAGGAGGAGAAGGUUAUAAGAGGUCAGGUGGAAACAGUGUAGAAGUUGAUACAAGGUCAGGUGGAAACACGUGUGAUGACAGGUCCGGUGGACACAGAAGUGGAGAAGGUGAUAAGAGGUCAGGUGGAAACACUGAGGAAGAGGACAAGAGGCCAAGUGGAAACAGAGGAGAAGAUGAUACAAGGCCAGAUGGAAACAGUGAGUAAAAGGAUAAGAGGUCAGGUGGAAACAGUGGAGAAGAUGGUAAGAGGCCAGGUGGAAACAGUGAGGAAGAGGAUAAGAGGCCAGGUGGAAACAGUAGGGAAGAGGAUAAGAAGUCAGGUGGAAACAGAGAAGAAGAUGAUAAGAGGUUAGGUGGAAACAGUGUAGAAGUUGAUACAAGGUCAGGUGGAAACAGUAGUGAGGAUGAUGACAGGUCCGGUGGACACAGAAGAGGAGAAGGUGAUAAGAGGUCAGGUGGAAACAGUGAGGAGGAGGAUAAGAGGCCAGGUGGAAACAGUGAGGAAAAGGAUAAGAGGUCAGGUGGAAACAGUGGAGAAGAUGGUAAGAGGUCAGGUGGAAACAGAAAGGGAGAAGGUUAUAAGAGGUCAGGUGGAAACAGUGUAGAAGUUGAUUACAGGUCUGGUGGAUACAGAAGAGGAGAAGGUGAUAAGAGGUCAGGUGUAAACAGUAAGGUAGAGGAUAAGAGUCCAGGUGGAAACAGUGGAGAAGAUAAUAAGAGGUCAGGUGGAAACAGUGUAGAGGAUGAUACAAGGUCAGGUGGAACCAGUAGUGAGGAUGAUGACAGGUCCGGUGGAAACAUAAGAGGAGAAGGUGAUAAGAGCUCAGGUGGAAACAGUGUAGAAGUUGAUGACAGGUCCAGUGGACACAGAGGUGGAAACAGAAGAGGAGAAGGUGAUAAGAGGUCAGGUGGAAACAGUGAGGUAGAGGAUAAGAGGCCAGUUGGAAACAGUGGAGAAGGUUAUAAGAGGUCAGGUGGAAACAGUGAGGUAGAGGAUAAGAGGUCAGGUGGAAACAGUGAAUAAGAUGGUAAGAGGCCAGGUGGAAACAGUGAGGAAGAGGAUAACAGGCCAGGUGGAAACAGUGAGGAAAAGGAUAAGAGGUAAGGUGGAAACAGUUGAGAAAAUGGUAAGAGGUCAGGUGGAAACAGUGUAGAAGUUGAUGACAGGUCCGGUGGACACAGAAGAGGAGAAGGUGAUAAGAGGUCAGGUGGAAACAGUGAGGUAGAGGAUAAGAGGCCAGGUGGAAACAGUGGAGAAGGUUAUAAGAGGUCAGGUGGAAACAGUGAGGUAGAGGAUAAGAGGUCAGGUGGAAACAGUGAAUAAGAUGGUAAGAGGCCAGGUGGAAACAGUGGAGAAGAUGGUAAGAGGCCAGGUGGACACAGUGGAGAAGAUGGUAAGAGGCCAGGUGGAAACAGUGGAGAAGAUAAUAAGAGGUCAGGUGGAAACAGUGUAGAGGAUGAUACAAUGUCAGGUGGAAACGGUAGUGAGGAUGAUGACAGGUCCUCUGGAAACUUAAGAGGAGAAGGUAAGAGGUCAGGUGGAAACAGUGUAGAAGUUGAUACAAGGUCAGGUGGAAACAGGUGUGAUGACAGGUCCGGUGGACACAGAAGAGGAGAAGGUGAUAAGAGGUCAGGUGGAAACAGUCAGGAAGAGGAUUAGAGGUCAUGUGGAAACAGAGGAGAAGAUAAUAAGAGGUAAGGUGGAAACACUGAGGAAGAGGAUAAGAGGCCAGGUGGAAACAGUGGAGGAGAUGAUAAGAGGUCAGGUGGAAACGGAGGAGAAGAUGAUACAAGGUCAGAUGGAAACAGUAGUGAGGAUGAUGACAGGUCCGGUGGAAACAGUAAGACAUAGGAUAAGAGGUCAGGUGGAAACAGUGAAGAAGAUAAUGAGAGGUCAGGUGGAAACAGAUGAGAAGAUGAUAAGUGGUCAGCUGGAAACAGAGGAGAAGAUGAUAUUAUGUCAGGUGGAAACAGUAGAGAAGAAGGUGAUAAGAGUUCCGGUGGAAACUGAUGGGGGAGAAGGGGUUUAGAGGUCAGGUGGAAACAGUAAUGAAGAGGAUAAGAGGUCAGGUGGAAACAGAGGAGAAGAUAAGAGGUCUUUUUGGGGGAAACUUUCUGCAGUUUUGUGGAAAAUUUUAGACAAACUCAAUAAUGUGACACAAAAUGUUGCCAGAAGUUUGGAAAUGUUUGCCACUAGUGGUGAAUCUGCGGCAAACCUUUGGCACCGGUAAUAUGUAUUGCCACUAGUAGCAAACAGUUCGCCACAGUUUAUUUUCUUGCAAACAAUUCUCUUAAGAUUCUAUUUGAUUCUGUGGCAAACAUGUGGCAACAAUAUUUAUUGCCUUGCCACUAGUGGCAAACAGUUUACCAGAAGCCAUUUCGGGUGAGCACACGAGUUCCAAGACCAGGAAUCGUUGAUGACCAAUCAUGGGGUUUACAAAAAUAGUUUGGAAAAUGGAAACCAAGUUAUCUAGCACGCUACCUACCAAAGUUUGCCGCAACAAAUUCCUUUUUGUUACGUUAAUUAAACUUCCUAAUAAACUUUAAAAUUUUUAGCUGA
Oncorhynchus masou masou (cherry salmon) is the source of this 5908-nucleotide messenger RNA. RefSeq lists its product as uncharacterized. The transcript is spliced from 2 exons. The coding region runs from base 72 to 2096 and encodes 674 amino acids. NCBI's taxonomy places the organism in Eukaryota, Metazoa, Chordata, Actinopteri, Salmoniformes, Salmonidae. The record is from RefSeq and is a predicted model, not a curated record.